GCAUUUUUCAUUUUUCAUUCUCUUUCACCCAAAACCCUAAUUCCUCGAUUUUGCCUGCUCCAGAGUCCGGCUCCCUUCCCUCCUGUUCCGCUUCUGAAGAUGGCGGAUUCUCCUCGCAAAAGGCAUUCGCAAUCCCCUUCCCCAUGGAGAGCUCAGUCCAGGUCCAGAUCAAGAUCUAGGUCUUGGUCAAGACCUAGGUCGAGGUCAAGAUCUCGAUCCUGGUCAAGGCCAAGGCCUAGAUCCCGAUCCAGAAGCCGUGGCAGGUCAAGGUCCAGAAGUCAUGGCAGGUUAGCAACUGAGGCAUUAAAUCAGGGGAACACGCUCUACGUUACUGGCCUAUCAACAAGGGUCACAGAAAGGGACCUUGAAGAUCAUUUCUCAAAAGAGGGAAAGGUUGCUUCAUGCUUUCUGGUGGUGGAGCCUCGUACACGAAUUUCUCGCGGUUUUGCAUUUGUUACGAUGGACUCUGUCGAAGGUGCAGACCGAUGCGUCAAGUAUCUCAACCAAUCAGUUCUAGAAGGCCGAUACAUAACUGUAGAGAGGUCACGGAGGAAGCGACCAAGGACUCCAACACCUGGGCACUACCUUGGGUUGAAAAGCACCAGAGACUAUGGCUACCGUGGAGAUCGUGAUCGUGGUAGGCAUCGUGGAGGGUCAAGCCGUGAUGACUAUGGGUAUCGUAGGUCCCCAAGACGCUCACCAUACCGAGGAGGUCGUGAUUUUUCUCCAAGGCAGUCUCCAUACGGCGGAAGGUCAAGGAGGGAUCGAUCCAGGUCUCCUUAUGGUAGGUGAGGCCAAGUUUGGGAAAAACUAGAUGGCAGUGUAAUGAAUGACGUUUCAUUAAAUGUGGUUCUGGAGUUUGUUAAGCACACAGUUGUGUUAGUUUGGAGUGCUUGUUUUUUUUAUCUUUGAGCGUUUGGAGUGCUUGUAAUCAAAGUUUAAGAUAGGAUUGCUGAAUUUGAAAUUAUGUAAUCCGUAUGUUGGCUUAAUUUCGGUUAAGGUUGUUCUUUUCAUGCUGGAUUAACAAAAUUUGUCUGUCGCUAACACUUUUU
This is a messenger RNA of Morus notabilis, 1052 nucleotides long. Its product is annotated as serine/arginine-rich splicing factor SR45a. Gene Ontology annotation, biological process: positive regulation of mRNA splicing, via spliceosome. The coding region runs from base 100 to 792 and encodes 230 amino acids. The record is from RefSeq and is a predicted model, not a curated record. Gene Ontology annotation, cellular component: spliceosomal complex. Gene Ontology annotation, molecular function: RNA binding. NCBI's taxonomy places the organism in Eukaryota, Viridiplantae, Streptophyta, Magnoliopsida, Rosales, Moraceae. The transcript is spliced from 8 exons.